AUGCGAAAGCUUCGUCUCCAAGAAAAAAGAAAGAUUUUGGAUGAAGACACACAAUCCGAGCAUUCAGCUCCCGGUUCGACUCACGAUGGGCAGGAGCAGACGCGAUUGCUUCGUCCUACUACAACUGGUGCCGCUCUAGGUCCAUCCCUUGACCCAAUUCUCAAAAAAAGUAGGAAAAAUGGUGGUUCGCAAGACAAACUAGAAGCAGCAUUCCAAAUUCUGAAAACAUCUGCUGCUCACAAUCAGAAAGAUGACAGCGAAUCUGAUCUAUUUGGAAAAUUGAUAGCUAAAAAAUUGGACUCAUAUUCGAAAGUUACGAAAAUCGCUGUGCAGCAAGCCGUAAUGGGUAUCAUCUUUAAUGCAGAUUCUGGAUUCUAUGAGCAGCCACAACAUCCCCAUCCCAGGCCAGUCAAUCUUCACCCAUCAACUUCUCAAUAUAAAUACCAUCCUUAUCCUACACCAAAUAUAAUGCACCACCCUGUACAACCACAGAGUUAUUCUUCUGCUCUCACAAUAUCAUCCCAAGAUCCCUCAUAUUCUCAAAACCAACAUUCUCAUUACCAACAAUCUCAACAUCCGAUAUCGCCACAAGAAUAUCAUAAUAAUUCAUCUCCAUCACUCUGUUCUCCCCCUGAAUGUUCCCCUACAAAUCCUUCGUCAGAAGAAACUACAUAUGAAGAGCUUGUGACUAAUUUGUUCAUAACUUGA
Messenger RNA from Acanthoscelides obtectus, 708 nucleotides. The record is from the annotation of a GenBank genome assembly. Lineage: Eukaryota; Metazoa; Arthropoda; Insecta; Coleoptera; Chrysomelidae.